GGUAGGCUACCCAUUCGCGACGCUUGACGUCUGAUCACAACACAACCCCGAAUCAUCAUCAUUGUCCCCUUGGAUAGAUCUGUUCAUUGUCUCGUUGUGGAAAAGACCUCACUUUUAGCAUUGUCUUGCUGCAAGGAGUUGGCACAUUUUACUAAGACCCGUAAGUGAGUAAGCGGCCGUCGGCGGGUGCCCUGUGCUGGAAAUGGGGCUGAUACAACAGUUCAAGUCCCUGCUGGUGGUUCAGCUGGUCAUUGGUUACAUCUUUGUCGUGUCCGGCCUUAUUGUGACGUUUCUCAUGCUGUGCUCGUGUGUCAUUUGGCCCUUCAAUCGUCACCUCUAUAGGAAAGUCAAUGUCCAUCUAGCUUACGCUCACUGGUCACAGUUCACCUUCCUGGCGCAGUGGUGGUCGGGCACAGAGGUGAUCCUGUACGCCAAGGAGGAGGACGUGCGGCACGUGGGCAAGGAGCAUGUGCUGACCAUCAUGAACCACAAGUACGACAUAGACUGGCUCAUGGCCUGGAUCCUGGCUGAGAGGUUCCAGAUGUUGGGGAAUACCAAGAUCUACGGCAAGCAGUUCCUGAAGUACGUGCCCCUGAUAGGCUGGGCCUGGUACUUCACGGAGAGCAUCUUCCUCAAACGUCAGUGGGAACACGACAAGAAGAUCAUCGAGACAGACCUCAGGCAGGCCACGGACUACCCGGAGGGCUAUUAUGUCACGCUGCUGUUGUUUCCGGAAGGCACGCGGUUCACGGAGGAGAAGCACCGGGCCAGCCUGGAGGUGUGUCGGGCCAAGGGGUACCCCGAGCUCAAGCACGUCCUGCUCCCCCGGCCCAAGGGAUUCAUCGUCUCCAUGCACGGCCUGCGCGGGCACUUUCCCACCAUUCUCAACUGCACCGUCGGCUUCCCGAGAGAUGGGCCGGCCCCGACCUUGAUGAAUGUCGUCAGCGGGCGGCCUCUGCUGGCUCACUUCCACGCUGAACGUAUCCCCAUAGACAGUGUUCCCGUGGAGACAGACGAGCAGUGUGCAGCGUGGCUCCGACAACUCUUCAAGAGGAAGGACGACUUGUACGACAGUUUUCUCCAGACGGGCAAGUUCCCUGGCCACUCGGUGAUCAUCCCGCGCCGCACCAACGACCUUGUCAUGUGGUUGUUCUGGGCGGUGGUGCUGUGUGUCCCCCUCUUCCAGUAUCUGGGCGGCAUUUUCAUCGCAGGAACCCUGCUCCAGCAGUUGACUGUUGUAGGGGUUAUUGUUUUAGCCUCUGUGGUGGUGAGGUGGAUGAUCGGGGUCACGGAGAUCCACAAAGGCUCUUCCUACGGACGAGAGUCGGAGAAGCAGGUCAAUAAGAAAUCCGAAUGAGCGAAAACUAUGUUGUGGUUUGUGCGCUCGCUCGAAACAAGGACCAAGGUAGAUGUGUGUUGGUGAACAGCUCCCGCGAUGAGGACAGUGCUCAAGACUUGACGGUGCUGUCGUUUUGAUAUUCCGUGUCGGGGAGGGAGGGAAGUUUGCUCUUCUUCUCCUUCUCCUCCUCCUCCUCCUCGCUUGUUUCUGACUCUGAGGUGUGGAGAGGUCUUCGUGUGUGUCUGUCUUGUGAGUGUGGUGACUGAUGGCUCACUGAGAGA
This is a messenger RNA of Aplysia californica (California sea hare), 1620 nucleotides long. RefSeq names its product 1-acyl-sn-glycerol-3-phosphate acyltransferase delta. The transcript has 9 exons. Bases 203 to 1357 code for a protein of 384 amino acids. Gene Ontology annotation, cellular component: endomembrane system. Gene Ontology annotation, molecular function: 1-acylglycerol-3-phosphate O-acyltransferase activity. Lineage: Eukaryota; Metazoa; Mollusca; Gastropoda; Aplysiida; Aplysiidae. The record is from RefSeq and is a predicted model, not a curated record.